AUGGCUGCCUCCAUCGACUCAACCGCCCAUCUCACUCCACCUCAUCAUCGCAGCAGAAAACCCGCCCCUCCCUCACCCUCAACCCUCGACUCAUUGCGCUCAACUCUCUCCCAAGCCUCCCUCCACGAAACUCAUUCAACAAGAGCUGCCCCGACUUCAACAACCUCCCUCCCUGGUCUUCUCGCUCAAAACCAACGUCAACGGGCCACCCGGGACCAGUCGUCGUCUUCUCCUCCAUCCUCAUUGUCGCCUUCUAGCAGAGAGUCGAAUCGUUCCCAAAAAAGUCAUCAGGCCCCUACUCCUCCUGUCAAGAUGAGGUCCCAGGAAGCCCAUGAAAUGAGCGGCUCGAGACCUCCUCAUCCUGCCUCGACCGGCCACAGUAGCACCAGGAACAAAAGCUCUUUCCACUCGACAGCUCCUCGGAGAACAAGUUCAAACUUCUACAGUCAACAGAACAACAGCAGUAACAACCUCCUACAUCAAGAUUCAACAAUCGGCAAGGACAACCACUCAACCAAGCCUACCCUCCCUGCUCUACAGAUAUCGACCGACAAGUCCUGGUCGAUUGGGUGGGCGCAAGGAGCAGUCGAGAACGUGAGGAAAGAUGGCGAUGCCAGGGAACAGAAGGACCAGCAGAACGACAGCGACAACAAUGAGGAGGACAACUAUUUUGGCGACAUUCUUGACAAGUACUGCAACUCGGACGACGACCCAACCUCCCCUUCGACGGCAUCGCCAACAUCACCCUUCUCAGAGCGCAAGGACUUUUGGGCAGCCCAGCCUCCAACCCCUCCCGUCACCAGCUCCAGCCGUCGUCCUGAUCGCCACCAGCAACAACAGCGCGAUCCCUUUGCGGUGCAAUCUCCGAGUAGGAGAGCUGUCGCGCCCUUGAGGAACGCGCCUACUCCUGCACAGCCCACAGACUUUGCAGCCUCUACAACGUCCCUCUCCUCGACAACCCCGUCAACGACCAAUAGUCCCAUGAUGGCCGCCUCGGCAAAGUUCAGCAGCUAUCUUCAAUCAGGAGCAGUCCGGGGCAGUCGAGAGUCGUUCACUCUCCACGACGCGUCGUCGUCAACUACCGUUGUUACCAACAGCACACCCCGGUCGUACUCAAAGAGGCCAUUGCCUGUGCCCUCGUCGUCUGCUUCGAAUUCAAUCUCCACCUCUGAAUCUCCCAGGGUCUCCGUCGCCUCGACCUCUAAUCGGUCCUCUUUUCUCAGCCUAAACCACUCGACCCCUGACCUGCGCGAUGGACGGCCAGAGCCACCGCAAAAGGACAGCGCAAGGCGAACGCUGGGGAAUGCUCAAAACAACAACAACAUCAACAACAAUAACCCCUACCCUGGUAACAAUAAUAACAACAGCAUCAGCGCUUCUCAUUUGCCUCCCCUGCUCGGUGACACUCACCUGUCUGAUUCUUUGACCUCGUUCUCGGCCGUGGUCGAGGCUUCGAUGGAACGACGGAGGAACACAUCUGUUUCAAGUGGAGGCUCUUCGACCCUGGCGGACAUCAACCCCUAUGCAGACAAUGCCAUAACAGGAGCAGUAGCAUCAUCACCAACGCCCAGCAGUAACUCGAGCAGCAACCACCACGGCAACAGCGCUGGCAGUACAGGACACGGACACGGUACCAGCGGCAGCAGUAGCAACAAGAGCAGCUCUCGCUCUAGUCACCUCAAUUAUUUGACUAACGGUCGGUCAAAGGAUCGAACAAGUGGUUCAAACCACCAGCAUUUGUACCACCAUCAAGCACAAAACAACAGUGCCACCUCUCUCUCACGUGGCCAGCAACAUCAGAGUCAGAGCGAAGAGCAAGCACAUUAUCGACAACGGCACCAGCAUCAACAACAGUCGAAUUCAUCAUCGUCACGACCUUAUGAUGGCAGCUCGCAUUCUGGGUACUCUUCGUCUUCGCCUGCUCUUUACUCGCCCUCUGCCAGCGGUGGCGGUGCUACGCCUUCAGAGAUGUUCUCUAACCGCCUCGACAGCAGUCGGUUAAGGUCUCAUAGUCAGGGCUCCAUCUCGACCACCUCGUCCACCACCAACAACAACCAUAACAAUAACAGCCCUUCGUACCAGUACCAGCACCAGCCGCAACAGAACCCACAUCAGCGACACCACGGGGCUGUCAGACCCGCGAUCAUGAAGACGCCGAUUGCCCGCGCACGAGCCCGCGAAGCCAAGGGACCCCGCAAGGUUGUUUUCGGAGACAUGAUCACCAUCGUCACCAUCGAGCAGCCCGAAACUCCACCCCUCCCCGUCUCUACACCCGGUUCCGACAAGGACAAGAAGAAGAAAGCCGCUGCAGCAGCCAAGAAGAAGGCCAAGAAGAACGGCGACAAGACGGGACCUCACCCGGACCCGGAGUACGACGAGGAGUACUACAACCAACCCUAUACCCCCCUCCCCGCCGACGUCCUCGUCACCCAGGCGCCCUGGAUCGGCAACCCCAACUAUGAUGAGGAGAAACAAAACUCCAAGUUCUAUUAUGAGGACGAUACGGCCGAGUAUGAGUAUGAUGAUUAUGAGUACGAGGCGCCGUUUGAUAUCCGGUCUGGACCUGGAGAUGAGGAGGAUGAUGAUGAUGAUGAGGAGGAUGAGGAUGAUGAUGAUAGUGUGAAGGGUCGGGCUUGGGGCAAUGGGAUCGCUGGUGGUGGAGCAGCUGGUGCCAAGAAGAAGGGUGGGAUGUUCAAGUUCAAGAAGGCCGUUAACCGGCUCUUGCGCAACUAA
Linnemannia hyalina is the source of this 2733-nucleotide messenger RNA. Lineage: Eukaryota; Fungi; Mortierellomycota; Mortierellomycetes; Mortierellales; Mortierellaceae. The record is from the annotation of a GenBank genome assembly.